Pteronotus mesoamericanus is the source of this 4389-nucleotide messenger RNA. It is a transcript of the gene DPYD, whose product is annotated as dihydropyrimidine dehydrogenase. Gene Ontology annotation, cellular component: cytoplasm; cytosol. The record is from RefSeq and is a predicted model, not a curated record. Gene Ontology annotation, biological process: thymine catabolic process; uracil catabolic process. Gene Ontology annotation, molecular function: dihydropyrimidine dehydrogenase (NADP+) activity; NADP binding; uracil binding. Bases 122 to 3199 code for a protein of 1025 amino acids. The transcript has 23 exons. Lineage: Eukaryota; Metazoa; Chordata; Mammalia; Chiroptera; Mormoopidae.
CGCCCCCGCGCCGCGGGUCCUGGGUUUUCCUCAUUCCACUCGCGCUCCCGCCAGCUAACAAGUCGGAGGGCGGCUGACUCACCGAGGGUUGUCUCCAAGGGACCGGCCCGCAGGCACUGCCAUGGCCCCUGUGCUCAGCAAGGACGCGCCGGACAUCGAGAGUAUCCUGGCCUUGAAUCCUCGAAUACAAACUCAUGCGACUCUGCGUUCAACUUCGGCCAAGAAAAUAGACAAGAAACAUUGGAAAAGAAAUCCCGAUAAGAACUGCUUUGGCUGUGAGAAGCUGGAGAAUAAUUUUGAUGACAUCAAGCACACGACUCUGGGGGAGCGGGGAGCUCUGCGAGAGGCAGUGAGGUGCCUGAAAUGUGCAGACGCCCCGUGCCAGAAAAGCUGCCCAACGAAUCUGGACAUCAAGUCGUUCAUCACAAGCAUUGCUAACAAGAACUAUUAUGGAGCUGCUAAGAUGAUUUUUUCAGACAACCCUCUCGGACUGACCUGUGGAAUGGUGUGCCCGACCUCUGACCUUUGUGUAGGUGGCUGCAAUUUAUACGCCACUGAAGAGGGGCCGAUUAAUAUUGGUGGACUGCAGCAGUUUGCCACUGAGGUGUUCAAAGCAAUGAAUAUACCACAGAUCAGGGACCCCUCUCUGCCUCCCCCAGAGGAGAUGCCUGAAGCCUAUUCAGCAAAGAUCGCUCUGCUCGGGGCUGGGCCUGCGAGUAUCAGCUGUGCUUCCUUUCUGGCUCGAUUAGGCUACUCUGACAUCACUAUAUUUGAAAAACAAGAAUAUGUCGGUGGUCUAAGUUCUUCUGAAAUCCCUCAGUUCCGGCUGCCAUUUGAUGUUGUGAAUUUUGAGGUUGAGCUUAUGAAGGACCUCGGUGUGAAGAUAAUUUGCGGUAAAAGCCUUUCAGCGAAUGAAAUGACUCUUCACACUUUGAAAGCAGAGGGGUACAAAGCCGCUUUCAUCGGCAUUGGCCUGCCAGAGCCCAACAGAGACCGCAUCUUCGACGGCCUGACGCCGGAGCAGGGCUUCUACACGUCCAAAGACUUCCUGCCUCUCGUGGCCAAAGCCAGCAAAGCAGGAAUGUGCGCCUGCCCCUCCCCGCUGCCAUCCGUGCGGGGAAACGUGAUCGUCCUGGGCGCGGGGGACACCGCCUUCGACUGCGCGACGUCCGCCCUGCGCUGCGGCGCCCGCCGCGUGUUCGUCGUCUUCCGGAAGGGCUUCGUUAACAUCAGAGCUGUCCCCGAGGAGAUGGAGCUUGCUAAGGAAGAAAAAUGUGAAUUUUUGCCUUUCCUGUCCCCACGGAAGGUUAUAGUCAAAGGCGGUAGGAUUGCGGCGAUGCAGUUUGUUCGGACGGAGCAAGACGAAGCCGGGAACUGGAGCGAAGACGAGGACCAGAGGGUCCAGCUAAAAGCGGAUAUGGUGAUCAGCGCCUUCGGCUCCGUCCUGCAGGACUCCGCAGUAAAAGCUGCCUUGAGCCCCAUCAAAUUUAACAGAUGGGGCCUCCCAGAAGUGGAUCCAGAAACGAUGCAAACCAGCGAGCCGUGGGUGUUUGCAGGUGGCGAUCUCGUUGGAAUGGCGAACACGACUGUGGAAUCCGUGAACGAUGGGAAGCAAGCAUCUUGGUUUAUUCACAAAUACAUACAGUCCCAGCACGGAGCUGCGGUGCCCGCGCGGCCCGCGUUGCCGCUCUUCCACACGCCCGUGGACCUCGUGGACCUCAGCGUGGAGGUGGCCGGGCUGAAGUUCGCCAACCCCUUCGGGCUCGCCAGCGCCACCCCAGCCACCAGCACCUCCAUGAUUCGGAGAGCGUUCGAAGCCGGGUGGGCUUUUGCCCUGACCAAAACUUUCUCUCUGGAUAAGGACAUCGUGACGAACGUGUCGCCCAGGAUCAUCCGGGGGACCACCUCAGGCCCCCUGUACGGCCCAGGACAAAGCUCCUUCCUGAACAUCGAGCUCAUCAGUGAGAAAACGGCAGCAUACUGGUGUCAAAGUGUCACCGAGCUAAAGGCUGACUUUCCAGACAAUGUCCUGAUCGCCAGCAUCAUGUGCAGCUACAACAAGAACGACUGGAUGACGCUCUCGAAAAUGGCCGAGGCUUCCGGAGCAGAUGCGCUGGAGUUGAACCUGUCCUGUCCACAUGGCAUGGGCGAACGGGGGAUGGGCCUGGCCUGCGGGCAGGACCCGGAGCUGGUGCGGAACAUCUGUCGCUGGGUUAGGCAAGCUGUUCGCAUCCCUUUUUUUGCCAAAUUAACCCCGAAUGUCACCGACAUCGUUAGUAUCGCAAGAGCUGCAAAGGAAGGUGGCGCAGAUGGCGUGACCGCCACCAACACGGUCUCGGGCCUGAUGGGACUUAAAGCCGACGGCACACCCUGGCCGGCCGUGGGCUCCGGGAAGCGGACGACGUAUGGCGGAGUGUCAGGCACGGCCAUCAGACCUAUCGCUCUGAGAGCGGUGUCCGCCAUUGCUCGCGCGCUGCCUGGGUUUCCCAUUCUGGCCACCGGUGGAAUUGACUCGGCGGAGAGCGGCCUUCAGUUCCUGCACAGUGGAGCCUCGGUCCUCCAGGUGUGCAGUGCGGUCCAGAACCAGGACUUCACCGUGAUCGACGACUACUGCACGGGCCUCCGGGCCCUGCUGUACCUGAAGGGCAUCGAGGAGCUGCGCGACUGGGACGGGCAGAGCCCCCCGACCAGGAGCCACCUGAAAGGGAAGCCCGUGCCGCGGGUCGCCGAGCUCACAGGAAAGAAACUGCCAAGCUUUGGACCCUACCUGGAACAGCGCAAGAAAAUCGUAGCGGAGCACAAGCUCACACUGAAGGGGGAACGCGCCGCUCUCCCGGCCCCCGAGAGGCAGCUUUUCAUCCCCAAAAAGCCGAUUCCCACCGUCAAGGACGUCAUCGGAAGGGCGCUGCCACACCUGGGGGCCUUCAAGGACCUGAACACCAUGGAGCAGGUGGUGGCCAUGAUCGAUGAGGAGAUGUGCAUCAACUGUGGCAAAUGCUACAUGACCUGCAAUGACUCCGGCUACCAGGCCAUCCAGUUCGACCCUGAGACCCACCUGCCCAGCGUGUCAGACGGCUGCACCGGCUGCACCCUGUGCCUCAGCGUCUGCCCGAUCAUCGACUGCAUCCGGAUGGUUGCCAGGACCGCCCCGUACGAGCCCAAGAGGGGCUUGCCCUUGGCCGUGGGGCCGGUGUGCUAAGGCGGUUGCUGACGCCCUUCGGUGAGCUCCGAGGCCGCCCACACACGCGUGUCUUUUUCCUUGUGCUCGCGCGGUCUGGCGCUUUCAAAAUUAAAGCAAACACAUAAUUUCUAGAGAGAAAUCUAAUAUCUAGAUAAAUGUCUAAAUUAUAAAAAAAAAAAAAAAAGUCCACUACCUGCAACCAUUCACUGGUCAUAAAAUCGUGAAAAAUAUUAAGUUUUUCUGCCAAUUAAUGUGGCAAUUUCCAAACUGGCCUGUGCUGUCCUCUUUGAUUUUUUAUUGUAAGUGAAAGUUAAGUAUUUUAGAACAAAGUACAAUUUAACCUACAAAAAGAUGUUUCCAAGGAAACAUUUUAUAAUAAAAAAUCACACUUAAUUUUAACACUGUUUCUAAGCAAAUAUAAUUAUCUCCAGGAAGCACAGAUGAAGAAAGUCAAAUAAUUUUUUACAGUGCCAGGAGAACACGAGCCAAAGGGUCUGCAAAACUUUGCAGAGAGAGACCCCUCCGCCGGCCUCGCCGCCUUCGGGCGCCAGGUGGUGAGCGAUAGUGUGUGGUGCCCGUGGGCUCCGCGCCGCCGUUCCCGCCCAGCCCCGAGGCCGGCGUCCAGCCCUGCCUGUGAGUCAGCACAGCGUUCUUCUUAAAUGUGCAAACUAUGUUCCUGACCAAACACGGCAUCUGGGCAGAGCUCUGGUGAAAGCCGCUCUUCUCCGCACACAGAUCUGCUCUCUGAUUUUAAUAAUAACCUUCAUUAUAGCAAUUAACAUUUGAACAGCAUCCAAAUUAUACAGCAGUGGGUCAUGUGCUUUGUUAUUCAAGAAUGAAAAAUAUAGUAUUGGUAAUAUAUGUUAAAUGAGCAAAAGCAGUACAACUACUCUUUCUUUUAAUGCUUAUGUUAAGUUUGAGAAGUCAUGGAAUAAAAAAGAAAUAUAUUUUUUCUGCACUUGCCAAACAAUAUUUUUGCAUCUAUUUUCACAAUCAGCAUACAGCACCUUGUAAUCCAGGUAUCUCUUAUUGGCAGCGUAUUUUGAUACACAUUCCUAAGUAGUAAACCUUUAACAAUUCAUGGCGUGUCUCUGUGACAAAUGGAAGGUGGGAAAGUACAACGUUUGAUUAUGCACUUUGCGAUAUGAACAUUUACUGCCAAAUCUAUAUGAUUGAAUAAUAUCAAAUAAAAUUUCACGAAGCAUUUU